Sarcophilus harrisii (Tasmanian devil) is the source of this 1732-nucleotide messenger RNA. RefSeq names its product phosphopantothenoylcysteine decarboxylase (gene PPCDC). Gene Ontology annotation, molecular function: FMN binding; phosphopantothenoylcysteine decarboxylase activity. The record is from RefSeq and is a predicted model, not a curated record. Gene Ontology annotation, cellular component: phosphopantothenoylcysteine decarboxylase complex. Gene Ontology annotation, biological process: coenzyme A biosynthetic process. Lineage: Eukaryota; Metazoa; Chordata; Mammalia; Dasyuromorphia; Dasyuridae. The transcript has 6 exons. Bases 331 to 996 code for a protein of 221 amino acids.
CUCGGAUGGUAUAUAAAUCAUCUAUCAAUUGAGAUAACGAGCCCAGCACUUUGCAGCCCUUAAAGGGGGACUGUAACACGGCUUUAAAGUUCACUUGCACGGUGUUUGACACAUCUCAUUUGAAUUCUAAAAAUGCUGGUUAUUAUAUUAUCCACUGAAAUCACAGGACCCUACCUCAUUGGAUUCUCACAACAGUCCUUCAAGGUAUGGGCUGCUAUUAUGCGCGUUUUACCAAGGAGGAAACUGAGGCUUGCAGACUAUGAGUGACUGGCCCAGCGCCAUGCUGCUAGUAAGACUGUCUGGUCCUGAACACAGCUGCCAAGUUACCCCAUGAUGUCCAGGACGUGUGGUUCUCCAGAGCCCGAUGCUGGGGCAGCCUGUUCAGAGUCAGUGCCUGAAUCAGGAGCAGCUAUCUCAUCAGUGAAAAAGAACAUCCACAUUCUUGUGGGAGUCACGGGCAGUGUGGCCUCCUUAAAGCUGCCUCUUCUGGUCUCUGGCCUUUUAGCGAUUCCAGGGUUGGAAGUAGCGGUGGUGACCACGGAGAGAGCCAAACAUUUCUACAAGGCUUGCGAUGUUCCUGUCACCAUCUAUAGUGAUGCUGAUGAGUGGGAGAUGUGGAAGAGUCUCUCUGACCCCGUCCUGCACAUUGACCUUCGGAGAUGGGCGGACCUGCUGGUAGUUGCCCCUCUUGAUGCCAACACGCUGGGAAAGGUGGCCAGUGGCAUCUGUGACAAUUUGUUGACCUCAGUCAUCCGGGCCUGGGACCGAACAAAGCCCCUCCUCUUCUGCCCAGCCAUGAAUACCGCCAUGUGGGAACAUCCUGUCACAGCCCAGCACAUGGAGCAGCUGAAGGGCUUUGGCUACAUUGAGAUCCCCUGUGUGGCUAAGAAACUUGCCUGUGGAGAUGAAGGUUUGGGGGCCAUGGCUGAAGUUUGUACGAUUUUAGGGAAAGUGAAAGAAAUCCUUUUGGAACGGGACUUGCUACACCAGAGUUGAUCCAAGAAAUGGCCCCUGCACCAACCAGUUUUCCACAGAGAAGAAGAAGCACUUGCACUGACAAAGACAUUACAGGAGGGUCCAGUCCUGGGUGGAGUCCUGACCAAGCCCUGGAGUGCACUGUCAUAUCUGGGCCAUGUGCAAUCUGUAAGAAGCCAGGAUGAUGAGGAAAUUCCCUCCAUCUCAGGCUCAGGUCUGAUCUGGGGCCACCCUGGAGUGUCGUACACCUUCCCAGGAACAAAUGAGCCACCCAGGACAGAGGAGCAGGGAUCCAUUUGGCUUUCUUUUGGGGGCUCUUAUGGGACUGCGAUGGCAGUCCUCGCCAGCCUCCCUCCCCUAACACUGCCACUGUGCAAGAAAAUCAGGUUCUCUAAUGGAGGUUUAGAUUGUUUUCCUGGAAAGUGGAAAGGCUGGUGUCCAUUGCAGUGUUUUAUAUACUUAGGAAGAUUGAGAAAUUGAGAUAAAAGAAUUAUGUGCAUCAUGUAGGAACUGGUUUUAGUCUCAUUCUUGGCUAGAGGUCCACAGGGUUGUUGGACCCCCUGCUGUUGGGUUAAUGUCUUGUUUCACAGCCUGAGGACCCAGAGACCCCUUUUGAGAUCAGGGAACACAAUGUUUCUGCUCUUAUCUUGCUUCUCUCCUUUGAAACCAGAAAUCAUGUCUUCCCCCUGCCUAUCGCCUCAUGGUGCCAUCAUGGUGCCUCCAUCUAACAAGUAUUCAGUAAAUGUUUUUUGAAUUA